Molecule: messenger RNA, 609 nt
Organism: Lathyrus sativus (Indian pea)
Lineage: Eukaryota; Viridiplantae; Streptophyta; Magnoliopsida; Fabales; Fabaceae
Source: the annotation of a GenBank genome assembly
AUGACGAAGGGCACGAAAAGGGUUGACGCUGUUGAUUCCGCUUCCGUUCUCGUUCGUGCCAAAGAUGGUAGCGCGUUUGCCAAAUGUGAUGAGUGUAAGAAGAAUGUUCCUGUUGCACUUAUUAGCAUGCAUGAUUGUAGCCUUGAAGCCAAAAUCAAAAUGAAUCUUGAUUCUCAUGUUGUUGAGCAGGCUGCUGCUGAAGCGAAGAAACCUGAGAGGAAGAAGCCUAGUACGAAAGAACCAGUUGCAAAGAGGGCUAAAGGUGGCAAAGAUAAGAAAGAGAAGAAGGUUAAAGAUCCCAACAUGCCCAAACGUCCUGCUACUGCUUUCUUUGUCUUCAUGGAUGAUUUUAGAAAGACUUUUAAGGAAGCUAACCCUGAUUCAAAGGAUGUUAAAAGGGUUGCUAAGGAAGGGGGUGAGAAGUGGAAGUCUUUGACUGAUGAAGAAAAGAAGCCUUAUUUGGAUAGAGUUGCUGAACUCAAGGCAGAAUAUGAGAAGGCUAUGGAAGCCUAUAAUGCUGGUGAAAAAGAAGAUCAAGAAGGAUCUGAUAAGUCUGAUAAGGAAGCCCCUGCUGCAGGAGAGGUGGAAGAGCUAACUGAUGAAGAGUAG